CGACAGAAGAACUUCCCGGUUCCUGAGGACACUGGCGGUCGGUGACGUAUUCGGGUCCCGAGACAAGGUGCUGCGUAGCUAGGAAGUGCAUGUAAACACCGACGAAUAUUUCCAAGCAUCACACUGAAAAUGGCCACUCUUAUUUGUUCCCUUGUGGAUCACAGUGAUGAUGUUAACUGGUGUGCCUUCUCCUCUACUUGCCUGGCAACCUGCUCCUUAGAUAAAACAAUACGUCUGUACUCCAUCAAAGAUUUUUCAGAGCUUCCAUUUUCACCAUUACAUGGGCAUGGCUAUGCGGUCCACAGUUGCUGUUUCAGCUCCACUGGUGAGCUCUUGGCUUCAUGUUCGACAGACGGGACCACUGUUCUGUGGAGCGUGAACACUGGGGAGAUUGUGACAGUUCUACAGCAUCCUGGCUGCAUUCCUGUCAGAAUCUGCACAUUUUCACCUGACUCUUCAUGUCUGGUGUCUGGUGCAGCAGAUGGGACUGUAGCUCUGUGGGAUGUCCAUUCCAACGCUCUUUGCAGCUCGGCUGCUGUUAAAGAAGGUUCGGUGGUUGCUUGUUCAUUUGCCCCUUGUGGUCAGAUGUUCGUAACGGGAUCAACCAAUGGAGAUCUCUGUGCCUGGAGCUGCCAUAUGAAGCAACUUUGCAUUGUGAAAACAGCCCAUGACCUUGGAGUGACCUGUUGCCAGUUCUCUCCUCAGGAGUGCAAUGGCAUGGAAGGAAAUUCAGUGUACUUUCAGAUGGCCUCCUGUGGUCAAGACAACAAUGUCAAAAUCUGGAUGGUCUCACAGGAUGUCCCCUCAGGUUGUAAAUUCCAGCUUGUGCACACGUUGAAUGGGCACAGUGCUCCUGUGUUGUCCUGCGCUUUUUCAUCUGAUGGACAGCUUCUUGUUUCUGGCUCUGUGGAUAAAUCUGUGCUCAUCUAUGAUGCUAAUAAAGGAAUCAUACUUAAUAAACUGACCCACCACGAAAGAUAUGUCACUGCCUGUGCAUUUGCCCCAGACAUGCCAUUCAUUGCCACAGGAUCAAUGGACAAGACGGUGAUUGUCUGGAGAAUAGAGGAUGGAACUAGUUUUGGUGGUAGAGUGAGUCAGCAUAGCAACAAGUGCUCUGCCGUAUCCAACGCCACAGCAAAAAAGAAAUUGGAUUCCCUGAACGAAGAAGAAGAAGAAGAAAAAAACUUGGAUGCUGGAUUUUUGAAAGCGCAGUCCAGGCUGUGUGUUAGUGAGUGGUCGGAGGAAGCGGUCUCAGUCUGGCUUUGUGAAGAGGGCUUGGACGAACUAGUGAACAUAUUCAAGGCAAACAACAUAGAUGGUUCUCAGUUGCUGAGUUUGAACAAAGAAAUUGUCACCAACGAUCUUAACAUUGAAUCCUUGGGACUGCGUAACAAAGUGAUUCGGAAAAUUGAGGAGCUGAAGGAGCACCUGGAGUCCGUUUGUACUGGCAUUCCAGACGAAUUCUUGUGCCCAAUAAACAGGGAGCUUAUGAAAGAUCCUGUUAUUGCUUCAGAUGGAUAUUCGUACGAGAGAGAAGCCAUUGAAAGCUGGAUACACACUAAGAAACACUCAAGUCCCAUGACAAACUUACCGCUGAAGUCAGUUUUGUUGACCCCUAACAGAACCUUAAAGAUGGCGAUUAGCCGCUGGAAAAACUGCCAGUAAUGGAAAGCUAAUUGUUCUCAGUCCAAGAAAUCAAGUGCUACUGUGCAAAUGUAUGUGUGUGUUUUUUUUUUUUUUUGUAAUGCACAAACUACUUAAAAAUCAGAUACCAGACUGAAUUGUUAAAUAUUUACUGUAAUGCUUGUUUUUUUUUUUUAAAAAUUAAGGUUGAUUUCACAAAUUGAUAUGACAAAAUUGGCUUUUUGUCCAUGUUUUUGUGUUUUAGUAAUGUACUGUCAAAUUUGUCACUACAAUUUAACUGUAAAUAAAAUAAUUACAUUGCAGCCACA
Molecule: messenger RNA, 1952 nt
Organism: Polyodon spathula (Mississippi paddlefish)
Lineage: Eukaryota; Metazoa; Chordata; Actinopteri; Acipenseriformes; Polyodontidae
Gene: wdsub1
Product: WD repeat, sterile alpha motif and U-box domain containing 1
Exons: 12
Coding region: 130-1665 (511 amino acids)
Biological process (GO): protein ubiquitination
Molecular function (GO): protein binding; ubiquitin-protein transferase activity
Source: RefSeq, a predicted model, not a curated record